Drosophila simulans is the source of this 1036-nucleotide messenger RNA. RefSeq names its product probable H/ACA ribonucleoprotein complex subunit 1-like protein. The transcript has 2 exons. NCBI's taxonomy places the organism in Eukaryota, Metazoa, Arthropoda, Insecta, Diptera, Drosophilidae. The record is from RefSeq and is a predicted model, not a curated record. The coding region runs from base 320 to 658 and encodes 112 amino acids.
CCCGUCAUCCAAAUGACGGCACAUUUUGAUUUGAGAUUGUAUAGUAUAAUUUUGCCAAUUCUGCGGAACAUUUGUGAUUAGUUCUAAUUAAAUUUGCAGUUGUUUACAAUUUCAGCUGGGGGCUCUUGAGAGUCGGGGGUUUUCUUCGCCAUUUGAUUAUGCUCAGGAAAUUUAAUUGCUGGAGGUCGUCGGCACACAGAACUCGUUUAGAACUCCGACGUCAUCGCGGUCAGGUCGAAAGCUAUAUAAAGAGACCAGGCGGGGGAUCAGCUCGACCAUAGUUAGAACAUUGGGUGAACAAGACAACGGAGACGGAACGAUGCGCAUUUACCACCUGAAUCUAUUAGUGCUAAGUGCCGGCCUACUGGUCCUGCUGGCAAAGUCGGGGACGACGGCCCCCCAGGCGGAUGAGGAUGUACAGCAACUGACUCUGGCGGAUGUAAAUCAGGCGGAGGAGCAGCAGGAGAUGCCGGCUGUUCGCCUGGCCAGGCAAUUUGGAUUCGGCCGUGGAGGAUUCGGCAGAGGACGCGGCGGAUUCGGCGGAUUUGGCGGAAGGCGAGGCGGCGGUGGAUUCCGGAGACCCGGUUUCGGUGGCGGUGGAUUCGGUGGAUUCUACCCACCGCCACCGCCCUUCUUCGGCGGCCCCUUCUACGGCUAGGUGUUAUUAAUUUAAUGUGCAUAUAUGUGAUACGAUCAGACCAGGAUUAGCUACUAAUAAAUCAACACGAGCUGCUGCUCUCAUUAUCCUACCAAGUGCAGAACCAGUUUUUAUGGGGGAAGUACUCUUUUUUUUUAUAUAUCCAUGGCAAGAAGUGCUCAGCUGUAUUAAAUAUUAUGGGCGUUAAACGAAAGCGGUAUAUGAAAAUCUCUGGAAAUGUUCAUAAAAUAGAAAGAGCACUUUAUCUGCGGCCAAGUUUAAAUAUUAAAUUUAUAACUCUUUUUAAAAAGACAAAUCUAGAUUUCUAAUGAUAAGUUGCAAACUGGCAGAGCUUUGAAAUAAAUCAAAAGAAGUCGCUUCUGUAAUUGCCAAAAGCAA